GCAUGUAGGUUAGCUAACGCAGCGGCGAAAACAAGUCGGACCUGUUUGUGCGUUGGCUAGCUAGCCGUCAGCGAUGGCGUCGAGCUGGGGGAUGUUUUCCGUCGUUUUCUCUUUAACUGUCGUCUUUAUUUCGACAUUUUCAGAAACACGGCAGUUGAGUACGGAAAAUGUGAUCAAUGUGACUGCAGUUAGUGAAAACAAAGAGUCAUCCUACAAUGUACAGAUAAACUUGAGUGUCGCCAUGGUGGACAACAAAACUAUGGUCAAUGGAGUUUCUCUCAAGCCUUCGGAGGUGACAAGAAUGACAUGCCAGGCUUUGUUGUUAGAUGACAAUAACGUUACCCUCAGCGAUGGAGCUGGGGAGCUGGUGAGCAGUGUGAUGAGACUGAUGCUGGAUCAGUCAGAAAUGCAGAGUGAUGCAGGAGAAGAGGUGCUGCUGCUGACUUUGGGUCAAGAGAUAAUCCAGCUGGGCCAAGAAAAUGUGUGGCAGCCAGAUGUGUGGGAGAUGAAAAUGCUGUUGAACCAGAACUCUGAGGAGGUUACUCAGGUACACGACUUCUUUCCCAUGUCGCAGAGCAAGAUCUCGGCUAUGCCGAGGGAAAAUGACAUCAUCAUGACAGAUGAAUCCAUCCCUGAAACAGCUGAGGACCAAGUCCUGCACACCACCAGUCACUACCCACUCAAACAAGCUGAAACUACCCAGGAGGAAAUUGCUGCUCCAGGGAAACUCCCUGAGACACCUCUCCGCAUGGACCCUAGCACGUUGUAUGAGUCUGCACAGGACGAAACAGUUAAUCCGGACGACCUGCUGCCUGAGGUUCCGCUGAGACAGUCCCCCUCCUCUUAUAAUGUGGUGUGUCGAUGGGUGGAGGAGCUGAGAGAUCGACUCAAGCGCUUCUGCUCCGAGUCACUGCCUCUUUUCUUCCUCAUUAUGUGGGUGGUAGUUGUGGGGGUUGCGGGCUCUGCUGUCAUCAUCAAGAUUCUGGACAUCGUGUUUCCCUCUUGCGAACACAAGGGAUUCUUUCACCUGAACCCAGAGACCUUGCUGCCAGUGGACGACGACGACGAAGAGAAGCAGAGUCUGGUAGAGAGCAUGGAGAUGGAGAGAGAGACAGAGGAGAAAAGCGGUGUGAGGGAAGACUCCUACUGAUCUUUCUGUUACCUGUUUGUGGCAUUUCAGGUUGAAGGGAUGCCGGAGUUUUUUUUCCCCCUCCAAACGUAGCACUUUAUAAAAUCAAAUUUAUUCCAUUGCAUUUCUUUAUUCGUUCAGUGUUUUGUUUCAGUGAGGCAUUAAAAUGAUGUUAAACAUCUCCUGGGGCCUGUCUCAUGAAGCGAGUUCAGCUUAGAGAGGGUUCCUGACUACAUUUCAGCUUUGUAGAACCAAUGUACAAAAGAAAUUGAACUGUCAUUAACUUUAAUUCACGUUUAGGUACACUGAUUAAUUCCUGUGCACAUGCACGUAAAAGUGACUGACAAAACAGCCAAUUGUGUGAAACGUGAGAAGUCGAGUGGCUUACUUUUCAAAGAAACUGCUGAAAUCCUCAUGCUAAAAAAAAGCUGAAUACUUCACGGUUGAUGCCACAAACAUAAAUAUGAAAUCCUGAACUCAACUGUCUUUGGAGGAGGUUGGGCAUGCAGUAUAAACUGUACCUUGGUGAAGUGAUCCUCCAUCACGAGGCGUCCUGCUUUGUGAGACACUUUGUGCUUGAUUUCUUGUUUGUAUUAGCUGAGCUACUGCAUCGUGCCUAUGGACAAAUAUCUUGACAUGUAUGAUGUGAUAUAAAAUAGGAUGUGGUGUAAUUUCGGCACACCGUUCUUAUUUCCAUCAAGGUCCACAUUUUUGUAAUUAAGCUUAUUAAAUGUGCACCUCCAAAGAGGCCAUUGUCUGUAACACUUCUAGUCACAGUUGUUCCAAGUGAAACAAGAAUAUACACUGGAUGAACUGUCUUACACACAGCCUCACUUGAGUGAACAGCCCUUUGAUGAAGUUUUUUUUCUGCAUUUGUGUUUAGACACUUAUGGUUUUCUUUGACUGCUGGGAGGGGGUUUUCAAUGAGUUUGCACACUAAUUUGACUUGGGGUGGCACAGAGUGGUUGGAGUAAUAUUAACUUGGGUUUGGUCAGAAACUGCUUACCUGAAAAUGGACAAGUGGGGCUGCUAACCAGUUAAUCCAGUUUUGUAUUAUAUCCCCAAGGACACUCUUCGAUCUGUGUCCGUGAAACAAGAUGAAAAUGAAAUUAUACCUCAAGUCACUUCUGUUCAUUCACAUCCUAUUUAUGUUUCAUAGAGCAAUGAGAUGUUUUUUGGCUUUUCAUCAGCAAUAUUGUAGUACGAGGUUAUCAAGAGCAUGUAAACUGAGACUUGCAAUGCAUAAUGUGCUUGCACUAUGUUUAAUUAAUAAAAAAAACAGUUGUA
Molecule: messenger RNA, 2416 nt
Organism: Pygocentrus nattereri (red-bellied piranha)
Lineage: Eukaryota; Metazoa; Chordata; Actinopteri; Characiformes; Serrasalmidae
Gene: ginm1
Product: glycoprotein integral membrane 1
Exons: 8
Coding region: 74-1150 (358 amino acids)
Source: RefSeq, a predicted model, not a curated record